This is a messenger RNA of Suillus paluster, 1866 nucleotides long. RefSeq lists its product as uncharacterized. The transcript has 11 exons. Bases 1 to 1866 code for a protein of 621 amino acids. Lineage: Eukaryota; Fungi; Basidiomycota; Agaricomycetes; Boletales; Suillaceae. The record is from RefSeq and is a predicted model, not a curated record.
AUGGACGACAACAUGGAGUUGAUCUCCAAUCCGCAGACUGUGAUUGCAGAGGAGGACAGAUGGGCAGAGUAUGAUGACCAAGCCUGGGUGGCCGCUGCCAACAACAUAGUAGCAGCAUUGGUGCGGACCAAUGGACUUCUGGAGCAGGGUAUCGCAGCAGCAGAGGAAAGCUGGGCAGCCAUGGAUAGGUUUGUGGAGGAGCAGAGGACUUUCCAGGUCUUGUUCCUGGAAGGGAUGUGGAACGGCUUUCACGCGGAGGCAGCGAAGGAGGAGGUGGAGGGUGAUCGUGGUGCUGGAGUGUUCGGAGAUAUGGAGGUCCAGAGGAAAAAUGAGAAGCGGAUGUUGCCAGUAGAUCCAAGACAUGUGGAACAGAGUCCACAGCGUGAGGCAGAGAAGUUGUGCUGCAAGAAACUUUUUCAAUCAUUAUCAAUACUCAUAAUGUCUGCUCCCCAAAACUUCUUUGCCAGAAUGUCUUCUGAGGAGCUGCAGGUGUUGUUAGCUGCGGUGAGGAAGGUGGAGGAGGAAAAGGCUGCUGCGGUGGCUGAACGGGCCAGAAGGGCAGAGGAGGCAAGAGUUGCUGCGGAGGCAGAGAGGGUUAGGAUGGCGGAGGAAGCACGCAGGGUAGUGGAGAACAGAUGCAAGUGGUGCAAGGCCACCAGCUGGACUUGCACAUGGGGGCUGGUGCGGGAUGCACUAGCCAAGACUAAGGGCAAGGCCAGGGCCAAGGCCAAGGCCUGCAACCAGUGUGUGGGCCUGAAGGCCUCCUGUAGGGUUGGCGGAGGGGAGCUGCAACCAGCCGCACCAGUGAAGAGUUGGAAAAGGACAAGGGAAAAGGCGACGGAGGCCAGGGAAGGAGUGAAUGAGGAUGCAGGCGGGCCUUCCUGGAGGAGGAAGGUAUAUGGAGAGGAGGAAGCCAUAGCAGAGGUCAAAGACCAAGAGUGGGUCAAGGCUGCUAACAAUAUGGUUUUAGCACAGGCAGAGACAAAUGCCCAGCUGGGGGCCCUGGCGAUGGCCAUAACCCAUCUGGUGGAGCAGAUGGAGCUGCAGCAGGUGGAACAGAAGGAGGAGAGGGAUGAGGCCCAGACAGAAGGGAAGGUCCUGAAGGAGGUCCUUGGGAAGAAGGCGGAGAUUGGGGUGGACCUGGCAGAAGUGCCAGAGGCUGGGAAUAGUUCUUCCAGCAGUGACAUGGAGAAACUGGAGGGAGAGACAGAGAGCAAGGCAGAGAAGGGGCCUAGUGAGGCGGAGUUGGAGUCUCAGCUGGAGCCAGAAGACUCUGCAGAAAUGGAGAGGUACCGGCGGAGAGAUAAGCUGAAGACCGGGUUUGCCAGCAGGUGUAGGGUUCGGAACUCCAUUCCGGAGCUCCUAGCAGGCCAGAGUAACUGGUUAAUCGGAUAUUGGAGUGCGGAGUUCUGGUCACGUGAUGGGGUAGUUGGAACGGAAGUAGCCAAAAACGCCCUUGCUUCUGCAUGGCCUGGUUUCUUCUUUGGCAUUGUCACAUAUUUGUUUUUGAGGAAACCAUACAAAUUCCUCCUGAUGAAAAUCUUGUCAUGGUGUUUCCUUCCCAGUAAGGAUGGGAACAACAUUGAGAUGUUGAACAUGGAGAGAAGGGUACCUUCAGACGAGUUUGAUAUGUUCUUGAUAUUUCAUGAAGUCCCUUCUAGCAAUUUCGUCAUGGAGAAUAUGGAGAUAUUAGGACAAUCUGGAGUAGAUGGAGAAGCAAGAUGGAGUUCUUUCCUAAGGGAAGACUCCCCAGAAGGCAGCAGAGCAGAGGAGGAACGGAAGCAGAGGUGGAGGAGAGCCGGAAUGGGAAUCAGAGGAGGAGUGGUCGGAGCAGAGGAGUAUAGAUUUAGCGGUGAGAUGGGGUAA